CUCCCACAGAUCUUUCUAUGUUUUAAAACACAGAGCAUAGGACUUGCUGGUCGUUGACGGUGGCACAGCAACCCAUAAUGCGCGCCGUCUUCUGAAAACGUACAGCGGAAGGGCGCGAGGGAUGAUGGCUUAGUCGCGUGCGGAGCGCCGAUGCUGCACGAUGAGUGUAGCGCUGCAAGAUUUACGAAAUAACAUGUCUAACUACAAGCGUGCGACGUUUGAGGAGGAGGACGGGACAGACAUCCCUGCUGAUGGAGCCAUCUCUCCUGACAGUGUGGAGGUGGGUUUCCGUAAGGGUGGUGUUCAGUUGUUUGGUCCACUGGGCAGGAGGACUCAGCUGGAGGUGGUUUUGGCCGGUCUGCUUCUCACUUCACUUCUAGCACUAUUUGGCUGUGCGAUCACACUGGGAGUCCGCUAUAACGGAGAUCCAGCCCGUAGUAUCUGUCUAACGGAGGCGUGUGUAACCGUGGCCAGUAAGAUCGUGGAAGCUCUGGACCGCUCCGUCGACCCAUGUCAGGAUUUUUACCAGUACGCCUGUGGAGGAUGGGUCCGCAAAAACCCCCUGCCAGAUGGCCGCUCCCGCUGGAGCACAUUUAACAGCAUCUGGGACCAGAACCAGGCUGUGCUCAAACACCUGCUGGAAAAUGGCACCUUUAAUUCAAGCAGUGAGGCAGAGAGAAAGACGCAGUCCUACUAUCUUUCCUGUCUCAAUGAACAACGAAUAGAAGAGCUCGGAGCCCAACCACUCAUCGACUUGAUUGCAAAGAUAGGAGGCUGGAACAUCACAGAGUCCUGGGAUAAAGAUAAUUUUCUGGACGUUUUAAAGAUAGUUUCUGGACCUUACAGAGCUCAGCCCUUCUUCACUGUCGGUGUCAGCGUGGACCCUAAAAACUCCAACAGUAAUGUCAUUCAGGCUGACCAAUCAGGACUCUUCCUCCCAUCCCGCGAUUAUUACCUCAAUAAAACAAACGAGAAGGUGUUGAAGGCUUAUCUGGAUUACAUGAUAGAGUUGGGAUUGUUGUUGGGAGGAGACAAGAAUUCCACUCGGGGUCAGAUGCAGCAAAUUUUGGACUUCGAGACAGCACUGGCUAACAUCACGGUUCCUCAGGACGAACGGCGAGACGAGGAAAAGAUAUACCACAAGAUAACGAUAGCUGAACUCCAGGUGUUGGCUCCGGCAGUUGAAUGGUUGGAUUAUCUGAACUCGGUCCUUUCCCCGCUAGAGUUAAACGACACAGAGCCUGUGGUGGUCUACGCCAAGGAAUACAUGCAACAAGUUUCGGAGCUCAUCAACAAGACCGACCGCAGUCUUCUGAAUAAUUACAUGAUCUGGAAUCUGGUGCAGAAAGGAGCGUCCAGUCUCGACCAGAGGUUUGAGAACGCUCAGGAUAAGCUCCUGGAGAGCCUCUACGGCACUAAGAAGUCCUGUACCCCACGCUGGCAGACGUGUAUCGGGAACACAGAUGACACUCUUGGUUUUGCAUUGGGUGCUCUUUUCGUCAAAGCCACCUUCGACAAACAGAGCAAAGAAAUAGCGGAGGGAAUGAUCAACGAAAUCCGCUCAGCUUUCAAAAACGCGCUAGAUGAUUUGAACUGGAUGGAUGAACAAACCCGACAAGCUGCCAAGGACAAGGCGGAUGCCAUCUACGACAUGAUCGGAUUUCCAGACUUCAUUCUGGACUCCAAAGAGCUUGAUGAUGUGUAUGAUGGGUAUGAGGUUACAGAAGACAACUUCUUCCAGAAUAUGAUCAACUUCUAUAACUUCUCAGCACGAGUGAUGGCAGACCAGCUCCGCAAGCCACCGAACAGAGACCAAUGGAGUAUGACUCCACCCACGGUGAACGCUUACUACAUGCCGACCAAGAACGGCAUCGUGUUCCCCGCUGGUAUCUUACAGGCCCCGUUCUACGCCCACGACCACCCCAAAGCUUUAAACUUUGGUGGUAUUGGAGUGGUCAUGGGACACGAGUUAACGCAUGCAUUUGAUGAUCAAGGCAGAGAGUAUGACAAAGACGGGAACCUUCGGCCGUGGUGGCAGAACUCCUCGGUGGAGGCGUUUAAGAACCGCACCGAGUGUAUGGUGGACCAGUACACCCAGUACACCAUCAAUGGAGAGCACAUUAAUGGCAAACAGACGCUGGGAGAAAACAUAGCAGACAACGGUGGUCUGAAAGCGGCCUAUCACGCGUACAGGUCAUGGGUGAAGAAGAACGGUGAAGAGAAGAGACUCCCCGCUGUCAAUCUGACAAACGACCAGCUCUUCUUCUUAGGUUUUGCACAGGUCUGGUGCUCCGUCCGAACGCCAGAAAGCGCUCACGAGGGCCUGAUGACGGACCCUCACAGCCCACCCAAAUACCGCGUCAUCGGCACCCUGUCCAACUCGCCUGACUUCGCAGAGCACUUCCAGUGUCCGCUGGGCUCUCCCAUGAACUCAGGCCACCGCUGUGAGGUGUGGUAGGACUGGCACACACAAAACACCAGCUUGCUUUCACAGACCAGCCUGGCCA
Messenger RNA from Rhinichthys klamathensis goyatoka, 2507 nucleotides. It is a transcript of the gene ece2b, whose product is annotated as endothelin converting enzyme 2b. Gene Ontology annotation, biological process: protein processing. The record is from RefSeq and is a predicted model, not a curated record. NCBI's taxonomy places the organism in Eukaryota, Metazoa, Chordata, Actinopteri, Cypriniformes, Leuciscidae. Gene Ontology annotation, molecular function: metalloendopeptidase activity. The transcript is spliced from 20 exons. Gene Ontology annotation, cellular component: plasma membrane. The coding region runs from base 161 to 2458 and encodes 765 amino acids.